AACCCCUGAAAACAAAGGCAGCUAAUCAGAGCUUUGGCAUUUUUGAGGAAAAUGGCAUGGGAUUUAAUUUUCUGGGUUAUCUGUUUCUUCAUCAACAUUGCUCUUCUCGCUUCAUCCUUUUAUCAGUUGAUAUCUUUAUCAGAUCUUGAGGCUGAUCAUCUCAAUCCUUUCGAAGCAACGACUCGGAUUAAUUCCAUUGUUCUCCCGGAGUUCCUUGUGCAAGGAUUUCUCUGCCUUUCUUUCCUGCUUACCUGGCAUUGGUUCAUGUUUCUCUUCACUGUUCCCAUUACUGCUUAUCAUCUGAUGUUGUACUUGAACCAGAAGCAUCUUCUUGAUGUCACUGAGAUUUUCAGAGAUCUUAAUACCGAGAAGAAAUAUCGUUUUGUCAAGCUGGCCAUUUACUUAUUGCUCUUCACUGUAGUUUUGUUCAGGCUAGUGAUAUCUGCGUUCAACUCUUUACAUGACGAAGUCGAUGUUCAUACAUAUUGAUCCCCGGGUGGUACCGUAGGUGGUAUUUGUAAGCUUGUAAUCCGUAUCUUCUGAUCCAUGUUGAAAGUGAAACUUAGCUAACUGGAGUAGAUGUGUUAAAAGUUGAUAGUUUGAUUAGUGUUUACUGAGUGGUUGUAUACUUGGGCUGCCAUACCUUCAUUUGUUACGGCUUAUUGGUACACAGGGGAGGUUCUGUGGACAAUUGUUUCAAGUUUUGAAGAAUCAUGAAGUGAAAGGAGUGUUUUCUCCCCAAUUAAGUA
Molecule: messenger RNA, 749 nt
Organism: Hibiscus syriacus
Lineage: Eukaryota; Viridiplantae; Streptophyta; Magnoliopsida; Malvales; Malvaceae
Product: protein cornichon homolog 1-like
Exons: 4
Coding region: 52-489 (145 amino acids)
Biological process (GO): vesicle-mediated transport
Source: RefSeq, a predicted model, not a curated record